UCUGGCAAGAGCCACGAAGCUGUGACGUGUCCUUGCACAACCGCAGACGUCCAAAGUCUGUCCAUCGUGAAGCAAUAGCCUUUGUCACUUGACAAGUCAGACAUAGAGUCAUAGCAUAGCAGACGUCCCUCGAUAUCUUUUCCCUUUAAUUUCAGUACUGCAACAAUGUCUGCACCAUAUAUCUACACACAACCGACCUACGAGCCUCCUCCAUAUUAUACUAUCCCGUAUACGCCCCAGCGAUCACCUUUCAUUCCUCCCAUAAAUCUAUUCCCGCCUUCUCCCUCUUCACCUUACGUCGAUCUUCCUGGAACGCUGAACACUUCUUACUAUCCUGAUGGAUGCCGUCCCCGUCGUCCUCCAUCUUGGCAUGGAGGGAUGCCUGCAACCACUCCCAGUCCCUCCUUUUUAGGGGUUCCAUUGCCGACCCACAACCGGCGGCAUUCAUUCGGCAGUGGUCAUCGCCCUGCUUGGCCAUACCAGACGUCAUCGCAGAACUUCCAGGUUCAUCCGCUUCUUAACGGAGAAGCAUAUGUGUCGGACUUCUACUUCGACAUCGCUAAUCCAGCUUUCGCGCCAUUGCGCAAAGUUGGUCCAAACCACACGGCUAUGGUGUCCGUUGAAGAACUAAGGGAGCCUGCUACAUUCCCAACCAUCACCCGCAUGCGUAUCACGCAUGACGCCAUUCCUCAAUGGCCUAUCAACUUGGAUCUCGUUCAUGGCGAGUACGACACAUCGGGCGCCCUGCCCCUAACGGUUGGCGAUGUUUUGUGGAUGAUCCACUCUUCCCUGCACCGCCAAAUCGCUCACUCUGACUGGGCCCAGCUGAGUCAGAGUCAAGAAACUGCGAUUGCACGAGCAUAUACCCGCAGAUAUAGGAGCAUUCCUUCAUCUGCUCAGCUCGAAGCAAGUCAAGGAGUCAAACGGAUUGAUUACUUGAUGGAAAGACAUGUCUUUAGGGGACUUGUCAGAGCUCCGGACGAAGAUGGUUACCUCCAUUGGAAGUUGUUGACGUGAAUGUUGCCGUUUCUUGUGACCUGUUCCCUUUGUGCUAUAUCUGUCACAAAUAUCUAUCGCCUUGGUUCCCCACUGAUUUUAUCUUGGAACUAUCUCACAUA
Molecule: messenger RNA, 1118 nt
Organism: Suillus bovinus
Lineage: Eukaryota; Fungi; Basidiomycota; Agaricomycetes; Boletales; Suillaceae
Exons: 2
Coding region: 166-1017 (283 amino acids)
Source: RefSeq, a predicted model, not a curated record